CUUCCUCUUAACUCCCCCAAAGCAACUCUCACUUCUCAUCACCACUUCGAGUUUUUCGUCUACUCUUCUUUCUUCCACUUCCAGAAACAAAACACAGAAAAAAAGGAUGAGUUCGAGAGUGUUAAAAGCAACACCAGAUAGCAACUAUCUGGUCCCCAGGAGAUCUAGAGACCACCAACAAGACACCAGUCCGGACCGGAACCGUAUCUGGUCUGAGCCUCGUCAUAAACCGGUUGCUAACCGGAAAGUUCCCGUAGUCUAUUAUCUCUGCAGGAACGGUCAGCUUGACCAUCCUCACUUCAUGGAAGUCACUCUCUCUUCCGGCGAUGGUCUCUAUCUCAAAGAUGUGAUAAACCGUUUGAAUGAUCUUAGAGGCAAAGGCAUGGCUAAUCUCUACUCUUGGUCUUCCAAAAGGAGCUACAAGAACGGAUUUGUGUGGCACGAUCUCUCGGAGGAAGACUUCAUCUUCCCCGUUCAAGGCCAAGAAUACGUUCUCAAAGGCUCAGAGGUUCUUGAUUCUUCUUGUCUCCUCUCAUCAAACCCUAGGAGCCUCCUCGGUACGACGUCGUUUCGAGACUCGAGACCUCUAAACAUAGAGAAAAACUCCGGCGGAGAUGAUAUCCCGGCGGCGGUGCAUCGCCGGAGAAACCAGUCGUGGAGCUCCGUCGAUCUCAGCGAGUACAAGGUGUACAAAGCGACCGAGUCGAGCGCCGAGUCGACUCGGAGACUCGCGGCGGACGCUUCUACUCAGACGGACGAGAGAAGGCGGAGGAGGAAGCCGGCGAAGGAGGAGGUGGAGAGUCCGGCGAGGUGCGAGAAUCAUCAGAGCGUUGAGCUGAGCAGAGACGAGAUUUCUCCUCCGCCGUCGGAUUCGAGUCCCGAGACUUUAGAGAAUCUGAUCAAAGCGGAUGGACGGCUGAUAUUGCGUCAGAACGAGAGCAGUAACGAUCGUAAUCGGACGGUGGAGAGUUUAUCUAGCGGGAGGAUGAGCGCUUCUGCCGUGUUGAUGCAGCUGAUUUCGUGCGGUACGAUGUCGUUUAAAGAAUGUGGGCCCGUUUUGUUGAAAGAUCAAGGGCUGUCGUUGGCUGGGCGUAGCGGGUGCACGGUAACGCGGGGAGCAGGGGAGAGAAGUCUCGAGAGGGCAGAGAAGGAACUACAGAGUUUUGGGAGGGUAAAGUUGGAAGAUAAGGAGUAUUUUAGCGGCAGUUUGAUUGAGACCAAGAAGGAACUUGUUCCUGCUUUGAAAAGAUCUUCUUCUUACAAUGCUGACAGGAGUUCAAGAAUGGGACCAACGAAGGAGAAGGAUGAGGAAGAGGCGGUUCUAGCUAAAUGCAUUCCUAGAAAACCAAAGUCGGUGGCUGUAAGGAACAAUGGUGUGCACCAGUAACAAAAGAAAUUGCAUGAGUUGCUGAUGAGAAAGAAGCAAAGAAACGGCACGAAGUCUAACAAGUUUAUUUUGGGUUUAAGAACAAAGAAAAGAAGAAUAUGGAAUGAUGAGUAGUUUUAAGCACUGUGAUAUGUGUAGGUAACUACUAAAAAUACCCUAUGAAUGCUAAAAAAGUUAAGGCUAAACAUGAUGUGUACAUAUAAAAAUGUUGACCCUAGGUGUCUUUUGAGGCUAAUUUCAGGCUCUUUUCAUUUUUCCUUGUAGUUAUUCGGAAUCUCACAUGAAUCUUCAGUUAAUUUCCAUUGGUAACUCUAGUAGCGGUAAUAUGAUUCUAAGUUCUAACCAUGAGAGUAAGGUUAUAGAUAUUUGUGGUGUAUUUGUCCCCAAAAAAAAAAACAUAUUUGUGAUGUAUUAUUCAUUAUGAAAUAAUUUUAAAGUGUAACAAAUAAUUUCUAAUAUUUUAAAAUUUGGC
Eruca vesicaria subsp. sativa (arugula) is the source of this 1859-nucleotide messenger RNA. The record is from the annotation of a GenBank genome assembly. Lineage: Eukaryota; Viridiplantae; Streptophyta; Magnoliopsida; Brassicales; Brassicaceae.